UUGUAUUCUGGUCGCGGGACAAUGAAUACCCUUGAAUGUCUAUGUCUUACUGACACACCCACUGCUAAUAGACCUUGAAACUGCGCGACCGUCGGGCGUCGUCUUCCCCAUAAUCAUGGAAUCCUCCCCGCUAACCCAACAAUCCAGACCAGACACCUUCCAGCCCAAGAUCGUCAAGCUUUACGAGACCCUAUUCCUUAACGCUGAGGAUGCAGAGCCGUCGGAAGGAUUCUGGAGAGAAUUCUUUCUUCUCCCUCCGCAGAGGGUUCGAUUGAGUCAGAUACUGGACGUUAUCAGUCCUGAUGACAUCUUGCAAAUUCAUUUUCACACUCAACAGCUGUUCUCCAAGGCCAUAAAAGAGGCUGCUGCUGGGGAAUCCCCAUCAAAUAUUUAUGCGCUAGAGACCUUGACAACUUUCUUAGGUGGCGUCUUAACUAAGAAGUACACCAACCCGAGUUCUGAUAUCAUCACCGUCCUUGCUGGCAUUGACGAAGUCGACCAUGUUAUCGCAAACUUUGUCGCGGCCCUGGACGGGAUCAUACGAAACGGAACCAGCUUUGAAAUACGUCUCAAAGCUGUUGAGGCUGCAAUAUCAAUGACUAGCGGAGGCUACAAAACAAGUCUUAUAUCUUAUUUCAUGCAUCGGGAUAUUUUCCCUGCCCUGAUGAAGUUUAUCCAUGAUUCAAACAUCCGCACUCAAAUCUUUGAGCCGUUUGUACUCCUGGGGCUUCUAUCAAACUACAACAAAUUCGAAUUCCAGAACCCUUACCAGCUACGACUUGAUGACUUUGUAAACGAAUCUACGAUUCAGAAAAUUGUCGGUGGAACUGGCGUAACAUGCACUGCAUUGCGCAACGGAUAUGUUGCCGUUCAGGAUGAUCUUCCUGAGGGCUGGAAUUUGAGCUCAACUUUAGCCUUCUUUGGCCUUGGGGCGUUAGCUCCUGGUCGCAGAGCUAAGACACCAUUGACUCCAGAAGAGGCUAAAGCACGAUUUGGAGCUCUGGCAACACUCUAUGCAGAGACCAAUCUGUUCUCACUUUCGCAUACUCGUGGAAGAAGUCCCCUGCAAUGUAAACAGAUCUGUAGCGAGAAGAUGAAGCGCCCUGUACGACUUUGUCGCCAGCGAGCACCGUAUCUCCCUUUGAUACAGGAAGACAGAAUCCUUGCGACUGUUGUCUUCGAUAUCAUGAUUGAUGCUAUCAACCACAACCUCCGCAGGGAACUUGACGUCGACUUGUAUUGUCAUACAAUCUCCAUCCUCCUCCGCCUCCUCACCUACGUCUCCUCAACCCAAACACGCCUUGCAUACCACUGGUCCGAGCUCUGGCGGACCCUACUCACUCUCACCCGUUUCCUAACAACCUACUCCACGAGUCUCACCUCAAACCCUCAAAUCCACAGCCUCGCUACCUCCCUCAUCGACCUAAUCGCCUUCUGCAUAUCCGCUGGCGACACGUUCCUCCCAGACCCAGCGUCGUACGAUGAUCUGUUCUACAAAGUCGUUGAGACAGGACCCAUACUCACCCGCUUUAAGGAUAUUUACGAACGCUCCUUCUCCUCCGCACCAACAAUACCGUCAACGUCCAACAAACCCGCAAACGCACAAGUCAUAACCGCUGCCCCGGCCACCGCUGCUACUGACUCUGCCACGCACUCCAUAGACACCCUCAUCAGUGUCGCCUCGCAUUUCCAUUCCCUCCUCUUUCUCGCAGAUAAAUCCAAGAAUACAACACCAACAGCAGCUUCCACCACCCCAACGCCAGCCGCUGAAAUCCUAGCCAUUGGCAGGAAGAAAAACCUCAGCCCGCGCGAAGUUCACCAGAUCAUCAAGCAAGGGUAUGAGACUCUGAGCAUCCGGUCUCAGGAAGGGCUUAACCUUUGGGCGAAGUGGAGGGAGGCGGAUUGGAAGGUGAAGUUAAAGCGGAUCGCGCGCUGCGCAGUCGAUGAUGCUAGGUUGGUGAUUGUAUCGAAGGCAGAGCGGGUGCCGGUUCUUGUCGAUACGAGCGGAGGAGGAGGAGGAGGGGGAGGAGGUGGUGGUGGUGAUAAGUUAGUGAAGGAGUAA
Histoplasma capsulatum G186AR is the source of this 2062-nucleotide messenger RNA. RefSeq lists its product as uncharacterized. The transcript has 8 exons. Gene Ontology annotation, cellular component: cytosol. Lineage: Eukaryota; Fungi; Ascomycota; Eurotiomycetes; Onygenales; Ajellomycetaceae. Bases 116 to 2062 code for a protein of 648 amino acids. Gene Ontology annotation, biological process: regulation of Golgi organization. The record is from RefSeq and is a predicted model, not a curated record.